CAGUGUAGGCUUGGCUGUGUACUCUGUCAGGAGCUAUACUAAAGAUUUUGACUCUCCAGAGACACAAGUGUUUACCUUCUAGACGUAGCUGAGCAACCUAAAGGCUCUGUAUUUGCUCUGCUAAAGCAAGGAGAAUUCAGACAGACUGAGAGCCAGGCUGAUAAAAGUCUCGAGAGGAGGUGAGGUUGGACUAUGACCUUUUCUCUCCUGUUGCUGCAGUCAGAAGGAUGAAACUAGCCUGCAACUCCCCUUUGCCCUUCUUCAGUGCCGACCAGCAAUGGAAAUACCUAAUAGAACAUGAUCCUCAAUGCAAAGGUAGGAAAAAACUCAAAUUAGAAGGCAAAGAAUUGAUAUCUGUGCCUCAUCAGCUCUUUGCGCUGGAAGGAUUGCAAGUUUUGGAGAUGAGCCCAGAACGAGAGAGCUGCCUAAGAUAUAGGAUGGAUCUCAUCCCUCAUAAGAUUGGUCACUUGAAGAACCUGACCCUGCUCUACCUAGACUCCAACAACUUGAAAGACGUUCCUGUUGAGAUUGGCUCCUUAACCAAGUUGGAAAGGCUCACUCUCAGCAACAACAGCUUAACUUCUCUGCCCGAGGAAGUAGAAAGCCUUCAGAAACUCCGCAGCCUCCAUUUGGCUAACAACAGCCUGGCACAGCUUCCUGCAGCCAUUUGUCAGCUGAGGAACCUUGUUUUCUUAGAUGUUACUGAUAACCACAUCAGCACCAUCCCUGACACCAUUCACCAGCUACAGAAACUGGAGACGCUGCUGCUGCUUUUUAAUUCUCUCAAACACCUGCCAAGGGGAAUCUGCUCUUUAAAGGCCUUGAGGACUCUCUGGCUAGGCCAUAACAAUCUAAAGGUUCUCCCAUCAAAUUUUGGUCAGCUGGUUAAUUUGGACUGGGGCUCGAAUUACUGUUCAUGCAGUUUUGAAGGGAAUCCAUUGGAGCACCCACCUCCUGAGGUAUGUAGCGGGGGGCCUGCUGAGAUCAGAGGGUAUUUUGCCUCCGUAAGGCACUAA
Molecule: messenger RNA, 1016 nt
Organism: Rhineura floridana
Lineage: Eukaryota; Metazoa; Chordata; Lepidosauria; Squamata; Rhineuridae
Product: leucine-rich repeat protein SHOC-2-like
Exons: 1
Coding region: 228-1016 (262 amino acids)
Molecular function (GO): protein binding
Source: RefSeq, a predicted model, not a curated record